Cryptomeria japonica (Japanese cedar) is the source of this 1292-nucleotide messenger RNA. RefSeq lists its product as uncharacterized. The record is from RefSeq and is a predicted model, not a curated record. The transcript has 4 exons. NCBI's taxonomy places the organism in Eukaryota, Viridiplantae, Streptophyta, Pinopsida, Cupressales, Cupressaceae. The coding region runs from base 408 to 941 and encodes 177 amino acids.
GUUCAAACAUCUGAAAAGCAUUGUUCGAUAUUACAAAAAAAACAGGUCGCUUAGGAUUUCAAGGUUAAAGAGUCGAUAAAAUAAUGCGUCAUUAGUUCGCCUUCAGGAAGCGCUCUGGAAUCAUUCAAGAUUCGUAACAUCAACCUCGAAAUCGCCUGGGUUCGACCUGCAACAUUUCCAGACAGUUCCAACUGCUGCAAAUCGACCUAUGUGCGAACUCCCAGAUGAUUUCAUGCCUUGGCCGAUUCUGGUACGAUUUGUACCUAGAAACGGCUAAAUUUCCAGCUGAUUCGGUAAUAUAGGAAUGAGGGUGAUAUUGAUGACAGAAAUGGUGAAUGGGCGAGUGGGUGAAAGUGGGUUUGUUGGUUUGAUAUAUGUGCAAACUUUUUUAUUCGAAGUAAAUUGAGAUGCUGGGUACUCGCUUUUGCAAUAGAUUCCAAUGGCAUUUGCAAGGCCACAUACACACUGACGCAAGUGCAAGCACACCCAGUCAAAUAGUGAAGAAGAAAUUAUUGCAAAUGAAAAAGAAGAAGAAGAAAAACAGCAAACAGGAAGUCUUGGUGAGAGUACCUGAGUCGAAAGCUUAUCUAGACACUGCAACAGCUCCCAUGGUCUUGUCUGCAGUCGCCAUUGCAUUAAUUAUGAAACUGCUUAUGAUGUAUGAUGAUUCAAAAGAACAAGAACGAAUAGAGCGCAAAGCAAGAAAUGCUCCUCCAGAACAGGGCACUGUUAGAAUGCUUUCUCGUGAAGAAUGGGAAGAGAUACAAGAAGUUAGGCCUAGGACACCUUUUGAGUCUCGAAUUGCACGUCCUAACGCUCGCAUAAGGACAGGGGACACUGUACAUCUGGAUGAUGUCAAGGACUGGAGCAUUGAUAUACUCACAGAUGCAUUUACAAGAGCUGAGGAGAAUAUUCAACACAAUUUAAGAGGCAAUCGCUAAUCAGUUCAUUACACAGGCAACGAAUUUUGAAGCAAUGCAUGGUUUAGAACAGCUACGUGCAUAAACCAAUAGAACAAAAAGUAAGCAGUGUAACAUUGUAAAUGUAAGUUGGCUUGAUGGAUGUUCACUUGCUUGUAUCUCAAAUAAAUUUCCUGGUAGGAAUUAGUAAUUACUUUCUGGGAACCUUUUUUAAGUUGUUCCCUAGAAACUCUUGCUCAAAUUUUGUCUAAUUUUAUGUUUUUUACUUUUAUUGGUCCCUCUGAUUUGUUUUUCACUACAUCUUACAAAUCUCACCAUGUUCUCAUGUUUCUGCAAAAUUUCUAAUGGAUCAAUAAAGUUAUUUUUCAUUAA